Sciurus carolinensis (gray squirrel) is the source of this 5338-nucleotide messenger RNA. RefSeq names its product ankyrin repeat domain 6 (gene Ankrd6). NCBI's taxonomy places the organism in Eukaryota, Metazoa, Chordata, Mammalia, Rodentia, Sciuridae. The record is from RefSeq and is a predicted model, not a curated record. Gene Ontology annotation, molecular function: protein binding.
GCUGCGGGCGCGGCGGGCUCGGCCACAGGUAACCUGCGGGAGUCGGGAGCGCAGCGGGGCGUGCAGGCGGCUGGAGGCGGCGGCGCUGGGCUGCGCCGAGGCCCAGGGGCCGCCGUGCCAGCGGGAGCUGGUCCCAUCGUCUGCCCUCGCUCCCUACCCUGUGGCGUGCAUCUGUCCCUGCGGCGCGGACCUCCGGCGCGGGAGAGAAAGGUCCUGAAGAUGGCAUAGUAAAAAAGGUAACUUCCAAUGAUCGUGAACAUCCGUACCCGUGGGUGCCAGCCCAGGCCAGUGGCUUCGUGUUGAGCCAAAGGAACUUGUCCACCGUAUUGCCGAAAACCUCUUUCUCUCCUAAUUCAUGAGCCAGCAGGAUGCGGUCGCUGCGCUUUCAGAACGCCUUCUCAUAGCUGCGUACAAAGGCCAAACAGAGAAUGUGGUUCAGCUCAUCAACAAGGGCGCCAAGGUAGCGGUUACCAAGCAUGGCCGGACCCCCUUGCAUCUUGCUGCCAAUAAAGGCCAUCUUUCUGUGGUCCAGAUCUUGCUGAAGGCUGGCUGUGACCUUGAUGUCCAGGAUGAUGGGGACCAGACCGCCUUGCACCGGGCCACAGUGGUGGGGAACACCGAGAUCAUCGCAGCGCUCAUCCAGGAGGGAUGUGCCCUGGACAGACAAGACAAGGACGGGAACACAGCCCUGCACGAAGCAUCCUGGCAUGGUUUCAGCCAGUCAGCCAAGCUGCUCGUUAAAGCAGGAGCCAACGUGCUUGCCAGGAACAAGGCGGGGAACACGGCUCUGCACCUGGCCUGCCAGAACAGCCACUCCCAGAGCACACGCGUCCUCCUGCUGGGUGGCUCCCGCGCUGACCUCAAAAAUAACGCAGGCGACACCUGUUUGCACGUUGCUGCGCGCUAUAAUCACUUGUCCAUCAUUAGGCUCCUCCUCAGUGCUUUCUGUUCUGUCCAUGAAAAGAACCAGGCUGGAGACACAGCCCUUCAUGUUGCUGCUGCCCUAAAUCACAAGAAGGUGGUUAAACUCUUACUGGAAGCUGGAGCAGAUGGGACCAUCGUCAAUAAUGCAGGCCAGACUCCGCUGGAAACCGCCCGCUGCCACAAUAACCCAGAAGUUGCUCUUCUCCUCACUAAAGCUCCCCAGGUCUUGCGCUUCAGUCGUGGGCGAAGCCUAAGGAAAAGGAGAGAGAGACUCAAGGAAGAAAGGAGGGCCCAGUCCGUGCCAAGAGAUGAGGUGGCCCAAAGCAAGGGAAGUGUCUCGGCAGGGGACAGCCCCAGCAGUGAACAGGCUGUGCUCAGAAAAGAGGAAGCCAGAGAUGAUUUCCUGUCAGCCUCCCCGGAGCCAGAGCCGAGAGCCAAGGAUGACAGGAGGAGAAAGGCAAGGCCCAAGGCAUCAGCAUUGUCUGACCCCACCCCACCAGCAGACCAACAGCCUGGACACCAGAAGAGCUCACACACUCACCACCACCCCAAGAAGAGGGGCCGGCAUCGGUGCUCAUCCCCACCACCGCCCCACGAGUUCAGGGCGUACCAGCUCUACACACUGUACCGGGGCAAGGAUGGCAAAGUGAUGCAGGCACCAAUAAAUGGUUGUCGAUGUGAACCUCUAAUUAACAAACUGGAGAAUCAGCUGGAGGCCACUGUAGAGGAGAUUAAGGCAGAGCUGGGAUCGGUACAGGAUAAAAUGAACACCAAGCUGGGGCAUAUGGAGAGUAAGACUCAGCACCAAAUGCGAGUUUUGGACAAACUGAUGGUUGAGCGACUCUCGGCAGAGAGAACAGAGUGUGUGAAUCGUCUGCAGCAGCAUUCAGAUGCGGAGAAGCACGAAGGAGAGAACGACAGGUAAAAACCAAUGUCUUUGGUGGAUGAAUUAAAAACCUGGUGUAUGUUAAAGAUUCAGAAUCUGGAGCUGAAGCUUUCUGGAGAUUCUAGGGCCUCCAGAGCUAAAUCCACACCAUCUACUUGUGAAUCCUCUACAGGUGCGGAUCAAUCAGUGGUGACUGCAGGUCCAGCAGCAGCUUCUGACAGCUCCUCUCAGGUGGUCAGGCCCAAGGAAAAGGCCCUCAGCUCCACUGCUGCUCAUAGACUCCAGCAGGAGCUGUCUUCCUCUGACUGUGCAGGCUCCCGGCUGAGGAAUGUCAAGGUCCAGACAGCCCCGCUACCCCUUAACGAAGCAGCCAGAUGUGAUCAGCAAGCUGGGCCUUGCAUUAACAGAGGCACUCAAACCAAGAAGUCUGGGAAAAGUGGGCAGACGAGGCAUCGAGCCCAGCAACCAGCACUCAGCACCCACUGUGGGCAGCUGCCACCAGCAGUAGGCAGUGAGCUGACUGCCCCUCAUGUUCGAGACACCUCCCAAGCCCUGGAGCUUACUCAGUUUUUUGAGGCUGUUUCUACCCAAAUGGAAAAAUGGUAUGAAAGGAAGAUUGAAGAAGCACGAAGCCAAGCCAAUCAGAAAGCCCAGCAAGAUAAGGCGACAUUAAAGGAACAUAAAAGUUUAGAAGAGGAACUUGCUAAACUAAGGACUAAAGUGCAGAAGGAAAGUUAGGACCUAGAAAGUAGAACAAAAGAGGAUUCUUGAGAAUUUCCAGUUUUGCAACUACAGAAUAGCCAUGCCUAAGGAGUUGAUUUUUGUGCACGUAGCAGACUUGCCUUUAAAAAACCCCACUAAUAUAUAAAGUGUGGCCAGACAUAUGCUUCCUGUGCCCUGAAGUUAUGAAGUCUUCAAUUAACCUGAAACCAGGGGAGCUUGCUUAGUGUCAUGUUACAUUAUAAACUCUAAACCUCAGUUCAGGUUCAUUUGAAGUUCAAAAGCUCAGAUUAAUCCAGCUACACUAAGAAAUGGAAUGAUGUGUAAGCCUAAACCCUAAAGUUCAGUCUAAAGUGGGGAAAAAAAAUCCCUUAUGAACUCAAGUAGUCAUUCAUAUAAAUGUCAACCACCUGCUGUGCCUAGAAAGGAGUGUCUUUAUAUAAGAGUUGUAACUCUGAGAUAUGCUAAACCUACUUUCUCAAAUUUGUAAUUCCCAAAAUGUUGUUUUUACUAGGUGAAAAUUUAUCAGGUUUUGAGGGAAAAGAGAUUUUCAUGAUGUCACAAGAUUUGGUUAUAUCUUAAAAGUUUUUGAAAAGUCGAGUUUAUUUAAAUAAUGAGUAAUUGGCUAAUAGCAUUGGGAAUGUUUUAAUAAUGAACUUGAAUGAGGAAAGUUGACACCAUUUGAUCAUUUUCUGUAUUUUCAGCCAAAAAUAUCAUUGAUUAAUCAUAGUGAACUGAUUAAUGGAAAAACAUUCCCAUAACAAUUGGAACUUAUGCAACCUAUUCAUGAUCAAACCCAGUUACCUUAGGGUACCUUUCUGAAUUGGAUUACUGAUGUACAUUUUAUAAGAAUAAGACAAUUUUUUGAAAGUAUUUCAUUUUGAAUUGAGUUCUGUCAUUGAAGAACCUCAGAUGCUUUCUACUGUUUUGCAGUGAUAAUGUCAAGGCAAAUAAUUCAGUAACUUGAUUUAGAUACCACUAUUCCCUAGCUUCAUGGAACACUGAAGACUACUUUGCUAUAUAAUGAAAUAUAAACACAGACAUAGUUGUAAAAGUAGCCUGGUUAUGUUGAAAAUUUGGAUUCAGUUCUCUUCCAAGCUCUGUCCCUGGGAAUGUGGGAUUAUAUCCAUCUCCUCAAAAUUCUGCAUAUGCAUAGAAACUUCAUUUCUAUAACCAUAGGAACCUGGUAACUGUUGGCUGUAAUUGUGAAUAAGAUGCUGCUCAUUAAGCCAAAAGAAGAUAGUGACUUGUUGGCAGUGGAACACCCUGAAAAAAACUUUUUUUUCCCCCUUAGAGUGACAUUCCAUGGAUAUAGACAUUUUUUUUUUAAAAAAGUUAAUUCAGUAGAUAUGUGCCACUGUUACAGAACAUGAAUACAGAAUGAAAUGGAUGUUAUCCCAAGUUGAUUUCCUGUGUGUGGCCAACAAUUCAGCUAUUAGAUAGGUGCAGUUCUUUCCAUAAGCCAGACUCUGUUGGGACAGCUCCUAGGAAGGCCUCUCCCCUCAUUCCCUAUCCUUUCUAAUGCAGAAUCAUAGACUUGUACAACUAGAUGGUACCUUCAUUUUCUAACAUCUAUUUGCAACAAGAUAUCACUACUUUCUAUAGGAUCAUUCCUCAAUAUACACCCACGUAUUGGGAAUUGCCUAACAUUCAAAGUAGAGACGAAAUCCUGAGCAGCUCAGGAAAUCAUGCUUCAAACAGGAGUUAUUUUCUCUCAUAAAAUAUUUCCUAUUACAUCGAGGUAUUCUUGUUGAGAAAUGCUGAAAGCAAAUUUUAAUUGAUCUAGACCAUAGAAUGCCUUGAUGGGAGGGAGUAUUCCCAUUAUAUUCCUCCUACCCAUCAGAAGCAGGCAAUUUAUCACUGUGAAGUGUGUGUGUGUGUGUGUGGUGUGUGGUAUACAUAUAUUUUGUUGGGGGAGUGGUUCUGGGGAUUGAACCCACGGCCUUGUGCAUGUGAGGCAAGCACUCUACCAACUGAGCUAUAUCCCCAGCCGAAACUGGGCAUUUUUGUUUUGAAGUCACAGACUAGGGAGGAAUGAGAAGGGUCAAGUGGCUCUAGUCUGGUUGGGACCUAGCUGGCCAGAUGACAUGAAUCUUGUUACUGUUGUGGAAGAGAAUCAAGGGGGGUAAGGAAACAGAACAGGCCAGUCAGCCUCCUCACCCACAGUGGACAAUAUCUCAAGACCAGUGCAAUGGCAUUUUCCUUUCACGAUGUUAGGCCCGUUUUUUUGUUCCUCAGCCUUGACAAAUACUUAAAUGCAGAUCUGUUGUGUAUUUAAGAAAAUUUUUUCCUGUGUUAUCUGCGAAAACAAACAAAUGCCCCCACUGUAUUUUGUUCCAAAGAAAGAACUGUUAACAUUUACAGCCUGUCAUAUAUGUCAUGUUUCAAACUAAGGCUGAAACUUUCAGUGGCUAUGGGAAAAAAUGAUGUAAAACAAAAGUUUAUAGUGGUUUUUAAAAAUUGUUAGUACAUUGUUGUAUUGAGUAUACUAACUACCUGUAAUAGAGUAAAAAUAUUAGUAUAUUAGUUCUAAUCUCACUUUUGAUUUUGGGAGCCCAAAAUAAAGGCAGUGGUGUUUCAUGUUUAUAUCCUUUUUGGGUCAUAUGUUGAUACACUUGCGAGGCACGUUGUCUUCUAUUUAAUAUUUUUAUCACUUUGAGUUUGUGUUUCCUCCAAGCAUUAAACAUCGUUCUCAAUACUAUGGAUCUUAAGCUCCUUAUUUAAAAAUGAAAAUGUGACUACCUUGUUUAUCCUUUAUUUUCCUUUGUUGUGAUUGACUAAUAAAUUUUUAUGGUUCCUGAAAGAGUG